CCGCGCAGCUCGAUUCGCCGGAUUCGAGCUCCUUUGCGACGGGGAACCUGCGGGCGCCGCGGAGGGGAUGCUCGCACGUCCCUGCUAGAUUCCCGCGGAUCUCGCGGGCUUGCUGGUGGUGAAACGAUGGCUAGGUGAGUACAAGCCGCGCGUGAUCUCCUAGUGGUUGGUGCGAGCGGUGGACGGCCAAGAUGAUGCCGUCGGGCCCGCCGAACCCGAUGGGGCCCGGUCAGCCAGUGAGCGGUGCGGCAGCGUCGCUACUACGGACGAGCUCCAGCUUGCUCAGUGGCGGUGGCCAGCCUGGGAUGGCUGGAGGUGGUGGUGGCGGCAUGCUUUCUUCACAGUCGCCCUUCUCCUCGCUUGUCUCCCCGCUCACACAGUUUGGCGGCAAUGGUCUUCUUGGAGGCGCCUCGAAUGUCUCCUCCCUGCUGAACCGGACGACGUUCAGGAAUGGUGGCCCUAUGCCAGGUCCGGGGUCGAUGCAGGGUGGUGGGAUGCAGAUGAGUACACUCCAGCAGAGAGCUGGGUUGGAUGGUGCCAGCGAUUUCAUUAGCACGGGAGGGUCAGACCCUCUCUCAUUCCCGUCUUCCUCACAGGUUAAUUUGGUCAAUCAGAUGGGAUCAGAUAAUCUGCAAGUGACUUCACAGCAGCAACAGCAGAUGGAUGCAGUGCAGGAUAUGCAGCAGCAGCAGCAGCUACCAAUGUCUUACAGCCAGCAACAGUUGCCGGCACAACACUCGCAGCAGCUCCAGCAGCCACAGGCUACAGUGAAGUUGGAGAAUGGAGGAAGCAUGGUUAGCAUCAAAUCAGAGCAGCAGAUGGGACAGCCUGAACAGAAUGGUCCUGCCCAGAUGAUGCGAAGUGCUGGUUGUGUGAAACUUGAGCCACAGCAGUUGCAAGCCCAGAUGAUGAGGAGUUUAAGUUCAGUCAAGAUGGAGCAACAGAGUUCAGAUUCAUCAGCCUUCUUGCAGCAGCAGCAGCAGCAACAACAACAUCAUUUGUUGCAGCUGACAAAGCAGAUUCGAAAUUGUCCAGACCUUGUAUCAAUGGGUGGACCAAACACAACUGCAAACCCUCAAGCUGCUGCUGCUGCUGCUGCUCAACUGACCCUCUUGCAGCAGCAACGGCUCCUGCAUAUGCAACAGCAGCACCAACAGCAACAGAUUCUAAAGAACUUGCCUUUGCAAAGAAACCAGUUGCAACAGCAACAGCAGCAUCAACAACAGCAGCAACAACAGCAGUUACUUCGUCAACAGAGUCUAAACAUGAGAACUCCAGGAAAGUCAUCUCCUUAUGAGCCAGGAACUUGUGCAAAGAGAUUGACUCAUUACAUGUAUCAUCAACAAAACAGACCACAAGAUAACAACAUUGAGUACUGGAGAAACUUUGUCAAUGAGUAUUUUGCUCCAAAUGCUAAAAAGAGAUGGUGUGUGUCACUUUAUGGAAGCGGUCGUCAAACUACUGGAGUUUUCCCUCAGGAUGUAUGGCACUGUGAGAUUUGUAAUCGGAAACCUGGCCGUGGUUUUGAAACAACGGUUGAGGUGCUACCACGACUAUGCCAAAUUAAAUAUGCCAGUGGUACCCUGGAAGAACUUUUGUACAUUGACAUGCCACAUGAGUCCCAGAAUACGUCAGGCCAGAUUAUUUUGGACUACACGAAAGCAAUCCAAGAAAGUGUUUUUGAGCAAUUGCGUGUCGUACGAGAGGGACAUCUACGGAUAGUUUUCAAUCCAGACCUUAAGAUCGCAUCUUGGGAGUUCUGUGCUAGGCGUCAUGAAGAACUUAUUCCACGGAGAUCUAUAAUACCACAGGUUAGUAAUCUUGGCGCAGUUGUACAAAAGUAUCAGGCUGCCGCACAGAACUCAACGAGUUUGUCUCCUCAGGACAUGCAGAAUAAUUGUAACUCGUUUGUUGCAUGUGCCCGACAAUUGGCGAAAGCACUGGAGGUUCCUUUAGUAAAUGAUUUAGGAUACACAAAACGAUAUGUUCGCUGCCUUCAGAUUGCCGAGGUCGUAAACUGUAUGAAGGAUUUAAUUGAUCACAGCAGGCAGACUGGAUCUGGACCCAUUGAUAGCCUGCAUAACUUUCCGCGGAGGACUCCAGGGGUUAGCACUCUUCAACCGCAGCAGCAAACUGAGGAGAAGCAGGCCAUUCCCCAGAGUUCAAACCAGAGUGGCCAAAAUUCUGCUCCUAUGGCUGGUGUGCAGCCUUCUGCCUCUGCCAAUGGUGACGUGACAUCAAAUAAUUCUCUCAGUUGUGCACCUUCUACAUCUGCGCCUUCACCAUCAGUUGUUGGACUCCUGCAAAAUUCAAUGAAUUCGAGACAAGAUCAUCCAAUGAGCGGCACUAAUGGUGGCCCAUAUAAUGGAGGCAAUGUGGCUAUUCCGAAGGUGAACUCUACAAGCUCACUGCAGUCAAAUCCGUCUACCUCUUUCCCUUCCCCAGCACCGACAACAUCCAAUAACAGCAUGAUGCAUGCUCCUCAAAACACAAAUCAGCUGAGCUCCCCAACUACAUCAUCAAGCAUACCUCCCAUGCAGCCACUUGAUACUCAACCUCAGGAGGCUGAGCCAAGCGACUCGCAAAGCUCGGUUCAGAAGAUCUUGCAAGAUCUGAUGUCAUCCUGUGUUGGCCACUCAGGUAAUGAUACGAAGACACCAAAUGGACUAACCCAUGGUGUUAAUGGGGUUAAUUGCUUAGUUGGCAAUGCUGUCACGAAUAACUCGGGAAUGGGAGGAAUGGGAUUUGGCGCCAUGAAUGGGUUCGGUCAUGGGAUGAGAACGGCAAUGACAAACAAUCCGAUGGCAAUGGGUGCAAGGAUGGGAAUGAACCACAGUGCACAUGACCUAUCGCAAUUGGGUCAGUUACACCAGCAGCAGCAGCAGCAUCAACAGCAGCAUGACAUAGGAAACCAGCUGUUGGGUGGAUUUAGGUCAGCGAGCAGCUUCAAUAACAUUCAAUAUGACUGGAAACCCUCACAAUAGAGCAGCCAGAAACCAUAGAGUUUCAGUGUGAUGAUGCAUCUGGCUUCGCUGGCAAUGCGUGUGGAGCAUCCACAUUUAUGGUGCCAUAACCUCCCCUUGGCCCAAUAGCAUUUGGGCCUUUGCAUUAAUGCCGCCAUCAAAGGGUACCAUAAGCGAUAGCAAGCAUCCCGGCUGGUACAUGUAAGUCUAACUGUCAGUUUAGCUAUCUCGUGUGUAGCUCCCUGAGUUUUACAACAUUAGUCGAUUUUACCGGGAGUUGCAAUACCAUCAUGUGUCACAUUGUUUGUCCACUCUUUACCCCCUUCAAUGCUGUGAAAAGAAAGGCUAAGUAGCUGUAGCAUGUUAUAGUAGGUGUAUGUGGGGUAAUUCCUCAUUAGCUCUUAGAUCUAGUCUUUCCUCUGUCUAUUUAUACGGUUAUCAUUGACAUAUUGCGGAAUGGAGAGCCAGACUUACAGGAUUUGUCACUGAAACUGUCCGAGUUGGGUGCCUGUC
Messenger RNA from Zea mays, 3476 nucleotides. RefSeq lists its product as uncharacterized. The record is from RefSeq and is marked validated. The transcript is spliced from 10 exons. NCBI's taxonomy places the organism in Eukaryota, Viridiplantae, Streptophyta, Magnoliopsida, Poales, Poaceae. Bases 192 to 2984 code for a protein of 930 amino acids.